CUUCUUGUCAGUAAAAAAGGAAGUAAGUAUAUAUAUACCGGCGGAGUCUGUCUUUCCAGCAUAACCUCCUCCGCCGCCACUGCACAAUGAACGCCAAGGUCCUUCUCCUCCUGGCUCUCGCCGCCGCCGUCGCCGCAGAGUCUCGUGAGCAAACUUCUCUUUCCUUGCGGUCCUACGGCCGCCCCUCCUACGACCGCUCCUCCGAAGAAUCCUACGGCCAAUCCGAUGAGUCCAGGGAGGCGAAGUACGAAUUUAGUUACUCCGUCAAGGACUACUACGGUAACGACUACGGCCACCAGGAGAAGCGAGACGACGACUUGACGGAGGGCUUCUACUACAACCACCUGCCCGACGGCCGCCUGCAGAAAGUGACCUACUAUGUGGACGGCGACUCCGGCUACGUGGCCGACGUCAGCUACGAGGGCGAGGCCCGGUAUGAUUCCGGGGAGUCCAGGGAGUACUACGGUCGACAGAACUCCGGCUCCCGGGAGUCCUACAGGCCGCCUUACGGCUCUAACGAGUCCAAGUAAAGUAAGCGUGGCUGGCUGCGGGCUGCGUCGGCUGGGCUGUGAUGUGUCGAGGCUUGGCACAGCCGCCGCGACGCUGACGGCUGCUGCGCCAAGCCUGCUAGUCUCGCUUUCUGUGACACCAUGUGUCUUCACCUCUUGCUUUGUUAUAAGGUUUUGAAUACUAUUUUGAUAUAAGAAAAUUAAGAAAAAAGACAAAAAGGGUUUAUCUGAAAGUUGAGAAAACUACUUUACAAUAAAAAAAUAAAAUAUAUAAAACGAAAUUCUGU
Molecule: messenger RNA, 796 nt
Organism: Eriocheir sinensis (Chinese mitten crab)
Lineage: Eukaryota; Metazoa; Arthropoda; Malacostraca; Decapoda; Varunidae
Exons: 3
Coding region: 87-530 (147 amino acids)
Cellular component (GO): extracellular matrix
Source: RefSeq, a predicted model, not a curated record